AAUAAAUGGGAUAAGAAAUCGCGUGAUUUGAUAAAUAAACGAUGACUCGAGGCGAGGCGAGUUAAGAGAGGCUCGUAAGAGAAAUAGACGAGUCGUUCCCAAUUUCGUUCGGGAGAAUGGAGGUGUUUCCCGUAGCGGAAAUAAGGAUUAACAUUAUUAUCUCCUCUGUAUAACACGCGAAUACAUUUCGAUCGACUCAACUGUAGUAGAGAAUAGUAAUCAAGAAAUUGUUCACUCUUGUAAUAUCCCGAAUAUAGCUUCGUGUAACGAACCAAAUAUAUAUUAUUAUUCGCUUAAAACGAAUAAUUGUUCGAGCGCGAUAAAGUAGACGAUUGAUAUAGAAUAUCUUCCUUCUCUACCUAUUCACUUCACCUACGCGAUUCGUACUCUUCCUCCCCCAAAGAAGGUUCCUUGACCCCUCCCUCCCUCCCUCUCUCUCCCUCCCUCUCCCUCGUUGGACUUUCCUCGAGAGCGGUGGAGAGGAGACGAAAAUCGGGUGACCGAGAUCGGGAGGAAGCGAGGAGGAGGCGUUUGGGUGUGCAGCUAGGUCGGGUUGAUAUCGACCCGCGGCGGGUUAGAGGGAGAGCUGUCGCAAGGGGUGGUUGGGCGGCUCGCAUGGCGCAAGCCUGGAACGGGCGCGAGGAGGUGGCGGACGGCGCGGUGGAGGCGGCCGGAGGAGCGGAGACGGAUGGAGAGUGUGGAGAGAAGGAAGAGCGCCGCCAGUAGUAACCCGGCCAGUACCCCGCGCGCGGGUGCAGCUGCAUCUGCGUCCUCCGUGUGUGUGAGAGUGCGUGAGAGUGUAAAACCCGACCCGAGGCUGCGUGUGUGCUCUCCCGCUCGCGAGAAACGAAACGCCACGGGGGGUGGACGGGGCCAAAUAAUAACAACCGCACACGACCAGCAACCCGCUCGUCCCAUCAUAAUAAACCCUUUGCCACCCGCACACCACAAACACACACACACAUAUAUAUAUAUAUAUAUACACAAACGAGGCGCGUACGAGAUCCUUCGCCGAGGAGGGGUUGGGCUCCUCUCUUGCCUCCUCCCCCGCGCAACCCCCGAGCGAGGCAACCACGGAUGUGGUUCGACCAUGUUCCUUCGACGCGUCGAGUAAUCAACCGAGUGAAUUCCGCUCGUGCAACGCGCUCCUCGACCGAAGAAGAUAUGUGAAGAUAUCGGUGAGAUUGAGAGAGAGAGAGAGAGAGAGAGAGAGAGAGAGAGAGAGAGAGAGAGAGAGAGAGGGAGAGGGAGAGGGAGAGGCGGCGCCAUGUUACGGAGACAAGAGACCUCGAACGAGGAUUCGUACCUGAGCGCGGGCAGGCCGUCGAACCUGCUGCGGACGAGCUUCAGCAGCGCGAAGCUAGAGACGCUGUACCGCGCCUCCUCCCUUCAGCAGAGACGGGGCGGGCUCGAGUACUUCCUCGUCUCGGCUUUCCUGUUCGGCGCCAACACGUUGUUCACGCCUGGCCAGGAGUUGCCGGCCCGGGGCCUCACCGCCGUCUUCCUGGGCCUGAACCUCGGCUUCCUCGCCUGGGCGAAGCACAAUCCAAGGGCUAAGGACGCGCUCUGGUCGCUGGUGCCUCACAUGGUCUGGCAGCUGUCCACCGCACACCUACUCGCUCAGCUGUUCCUCAAGUCGACCGAGGUCACGCCUAGGGACGGGCUGGGCUGGCUGUUGCUCAUGCUCUACCUUCUGUUCGCCACGCUGCCCCUCAGGCUCUCCAUCUGCGUCCUCCUCGCGUGCAGCACAGCAACGGUAUACGUGAUGUCCGUGGUGGGGCUGUCGAAAGCGCCUGCACAGAUACCCGUCGACGUUUUGGUGUUGACGGUGACGCUGUCCGUGAGCGCCAUGAUCCUCGGUGUCUCCAGUUACUCGUUGACGGAGUUCCAACAGCGUAGAGCGUUCCUGGAAACUAGGCAGAGUUUGGAGGUGCAAUUGGUGAUCGAGGAGCAGAGCACCGAGCAGGAGAGAUUGUUGCUCAGCGUGCUCCCUGAACACGUGGCGGUUAAGAUGAGGCAGGACCUUGGCGCCUCGCUUGACACCCAGUUCAAGAAAAUUUACAUGUCCAGGCACGAGAACGUCUCGAUCCUGUACGCGGACAUAGUCGGAUUCACGGCCAUUUCCUCCACGUACAGCGCCAGCGAAUUGGUCAAGAUCCUGAACGAGUUGUUCGCACGAUUCGACCAACUCAGCGAAAGGUUCGAGCAGCUGCGAAUAAAGAUCCUGGGCGAUUGUUACUACUGCAUCAGCGGGGCUCCAAUAGAAAGGCCGGACCACGCUGUCCUCUGCGUUUACAUGGGUCUCUCGAUGGUGGAGGCCAUCAAGUACGUGCAACAAACGACCAACAGCCCCGUCGACAUGAGGGUGGGAAUACAUACGGGGGCUGUGCUGGCCGGCGUCCUUGGCCAGAGGCAAUGGCAGUUCGACGUCUACAGCAAGGACGUCGAGUUGGCCAACAAGAUGGAGAGCAGCGGAAUGGCGGGGAGGGUGCACAUCUCGAACGCGACGCUGAGCUUCCUGAACGGGGAGUUCGAGGUCGAGCCAGCUCACGGCGAGGACAGGGAAGAGGCACUCCAGAAAGCGGGGAUCGUCACUUACUUCAUAGUCCGCGCGUUGAAACCCUUCAUACCGGCUGUGACCAAGAGUCUGGCCUCGCUCACGGACGCGGAGAACAGCAGGAGGGCGAUGGAGAACUUGGGGGAUGGGAGGAACAACAAGGAGGACUCGGAGGAAUUUAGGCAGAGGCUGAGGAAGGAGCUCGACAGCAAAACUGGAGGGGUGAAUCUGAAGGGUCACGCACACUGGUUGACCCUGCGCUUCAAGGACCCGAAGGUGGAAUCGGCGUUCCACAAUGCCGAGGAAGCGUUCUCCCCCCUGUCGUUGUUAGGGGGCCCAUUGGUGAUGGUCUGUUCCGCUCCUGUUUGGAGGUUUCAACCGUGGGGGCCUUUCACGUGGGGCGGUAUCGGGGUCGUGGUGCUGUUCGCCGUCGUUUUGGCCGGUGCCACUUGUCUGGGCAGCUCCAUCAAAGCCAUGUGGCUGAGAAGAGCUCUUGCCUCGCUCAUGAUAUUCUCCCUCGCCGUUUUCCUCCUCCUCGAUAUGUUCAACUGCGUAGUGGUCGAGGAAACUAUUCCAUCGCUAAACUCCAACAACGUAACCCUGUCGGCCAAGUGCCCGUACCCUUCCUACUACUCGUACAUCGGUGUGCUGACGCUGGUGGCGACCUCGAUGCCGACCUACAUAUGCUAUCUGGGCAAAGCGUACCUGAUGUACGGGCUCGCGGGCUGCCAAUGCUUCAUGAACAUCUGGUUACUCGGCUCGAGGCUCGACUGGGAGGAUCACGCCUCCUCACCCCUCGAACCGUCCGCAGUUCCGUCGAAAUUCUGCCUAUCCGUCACCCUCCUCAUCGUCGCCACCUCUUUGGUCAUCGUCUCCAGAUACGCUGAGAAGUCGAGGAGGAUGUUGUACCUAAGGGGCAGGGAGGUGGUGGCGCAGAGGGAAAGGGCGGCCGACAUGAAACGAAGGAACGGCGCCCUCAUAUACAACAUCCUCCCGCCCCACGUGGCGGCGUAUUUCCUCUCGAGGGCGAGGCACCACGACGACCUCUACAGCCAGAGUUACGCCGAGGUGGGGGUCCUGUUCGCCAGCAUGCCCAACUUUGCCGAUUUCUACAGCGAGGAGAGCAUCAACAACCAAGGCCUCGAGUGUCUCAGAUUCCUGAACGAAGUGAUAUCCGAUUUCGACGCGAUCCUCGAUCAGAACAAGUUCAAGGACAUCAUCAAGAUAAAGACGAUAGGCUCCACUUACAUGGCCGCGUCCGGGAUAACCGAGUCGUCGGAAUCCGAGGACGCGCCUCGAUGGGGCCACUUGUCGACCCUGGUCGAGUUCGCCCUCGAGUUGAAGAAAGCGUUGUCGAGCAUUAACGAGCAGAGUUUCAACCACUUCGUGCUUAAGAUGGGUAUCAAUCACGGCCCGAUCACAGCCGGGGUGAUCGGGGCCAGGAAGCCACACUACGAUAUAUGGGGGAACACCGUGAACGUUGCGUCCAGGAUGGAGAGCACUGGGAAAGUGGGCUGCAUCCAGGUGACGGACGAGACCCGGAAGAUCCUCGAGCCGUUCGGCUUCGGCUUCGAGCAACGAGGCCUUGUGUUCGUGAAGGGGAAGGGCCAGCUGCUCACCCACUACCUCGUUUCGAAGGACGGCGUGUCCUUGAACCUGGACAGCGACCUGCCCGUCGAACCCGCCCAUCCGAUCAUCUAUCAGUAGGCUACGACACUCGAAGGCUCUAAAAGAAAAAGAAGAGAAAAGGAAAGAACAAGUUGCUCGUUCACGGGGAAGGGGGACCUCUCUCGUCGAGCAAGAUUUUUCUCUCUCUCGAUGUAAGAAUCGGGGAGGCUUGGCUCCGCUCGAGGUUGGAAAACUCGAGGUUCGAAGAGGAACACCUCGCCUCGUCAGAUCUCUCUUUCGACAUUUUUUGAAGAAUGGAGAAUCUUUAGAGGAGAAGAGGAGAAACUGAGAUUCUUUUGAAAGAUUCCUUGAGAAGAAGGAGUUCAUUUUCGAAGAGAUAAUUGAACGAUCGAUCUCGAAGGAAUUAUUUUUAUCGACCAUGUAUCGACCUCCAAAAAAGAAGAAAAAAAGAAGAAAGCCAGCCACCGAAGAAAAAUUCUUACCGCUGUCUCUCGAACCGUGCUAUUGAUUAUCGAAGAACAGGGUACAAAAUCAGAAGAAACAAUUAGGAUUAUUAGAAACGACGCUCGAGAGGAAACUGUUUCACUGUAUAAAAAUGAAACGUUUUAUAAACGUCGUCUUGGAUCCGGUGUCAGUUAACUAGAAGAAAAGAUCCCAUUCUACGUAGAAUCUAUCGAUUGAAAAGAAGAGAAAAAUAAUAGCGUGGUUCGUAGUAGGCUGGCUUCGAAGCUCGAAACAAUAAUCGAACAAAAGGAUAAAAAAAAAAAGAAAGGAAUCGAAGAAUCCAGUCGAAUCUUGCAUAUCUAGGAUAAUUUAAUUAGGUGAAACUGAUUUUGAAAAUGAGAGACGGUGUCUAGUCGAUCGAUCCAAGUAGAUACGUAACUUAAGAAAGUGUGUAGAAAGCUCGUAUAAAUCGUUGUGAUCUCUACGCGAUCGUCCACUCUAUUUUUCUAGAUCCCGCGACGAGGGUUGAAGCGUGGUCAAUUAGGGGUAGGUGUUUUUCCUAAAGUGGCUCGCACACAGUAUCGGAACUAAUUAUAAUCGUUACGCCGACUUGUGCGCUUUCUUACGAUCUCAAUCGUCUCUCUAAUCGUCGUGACACCAUGUUCAAGCGAGAUUAACACGCUUCUGCUAAAAAAUUUUGCGACACGUUCUAUAUAUAUAUAUAUAUUUGUAACCGUGAUUUUUAAUUUCAUUUCUACUGGAAUUAUGUAUUAUCGAAGCGAAUUAAUAUAAUUCCAUUGUUUUUUUUUUUUUUUUGGAUUACAAAUGUAAUGUAACUUGCGUUGCAAAUGAGAUUUUUUAACAGGAGUGUGUGUGCGUGUGUGUAUGUAUGUAGAGUAGAGUAAUAUCUCGAAGAAGAAUAUUUCGAAGGUCUUGUUAAAUUUUUUUCGUCCUUUCUCUCGAGGAAUUUCAGAGUCUAAUCGUUGUAAUGAUUUCUUCGACAUCGAUCGAUAUAUAAUUAAAUUAAUUGAAUUCGCGCCAUUUCUUCUCGCGGAAUGUAAUCGUUACGAUAAUUAAAUUAUUACCGAUCGUAUCGCGUCAUGUGUAAAUCAAUCGAUUGUACAAUAAUUGUACAAGAUCGAUGUGCAGAUACAUACUGUUGUCGAAAAAAGAAGAAGAAGAAGAAAAAAAAGAAAUACGUUCCGAAUAUAUCGAAAAUUGAAAGUAAAGAAAUUGUUAUGUAUUGUAAAAAAAAAAAAAAAAAAAAUCUCGUAGAAGCUCUAAGAAAAAAAAAAAAAAAUUUGUCGAUUACUAGAGCUCUGUUCUCGUAGAAUUUUGAAAAGAAUUUGUAACAAGGAUAUAUAUAUAUAUAAAAAAAAAAUGAAAUGAAAUGAAAUUCAGAAAAGAUAAACAAAAAAAAAAAAGAGUAAAAGAAGAAAAUGGAAUGGAGGAGGAAGAAGAAAAAUGUGUCAAAGGGAAAAUUUCGUACGUUCAGAAAUGUGAACGUGAUGGUGUCACGUUAACUGUCGCAGUUAAUCAUCGAUAUUCUGGAAAUUAUCGAUUGUUACUCUUCGUUUGAUCUCGUCAACGUUUGAUACCAUUUUUUAUUAGAAAAAAAAAAAAACCUUUCCCAAUGAAUAAACCUACAAUUGUAGUAGUAGAAAAUUUCAUUUUUUCUUUCUUGCGACGGUUAACGUAAAGAAAAAAAAAAAAAAGAAAACAAGGCGAAAUGACAAGAAAUAAUAAAUAAAAUCCUAUCUAACUCUGAAUGUUUAAAAAAAGAAAAAAAAAACUGUCGUUUAAAUUAAGCAUCAUCGAAUGUUGAAACGAAAGAAAGAAAGGAAGGAAGAGAGAAAAGGAACAGCAGGUUAGAAAUUUACCGUUUCAUUAACGUGGUCACGUGCAGAACGUUCUCGUCGUGUUUGAACUACUGAAUACUUAUUUACCGAGAUCUCUAUACACGUACAGUUUCGAUCCGAUUAUAUAUUUUUUUCUGCAUGCAGAAAACCGAUUCUAUUUGUACGAGAGCGGGGAAGAAGUUUCUUAAGAGAGCUUAGAUCCGAUUUUUAAUUGUGUGAACGUACAAGGGAUUUCAUCAAGCCCAUUACUCGAAGUCGCGCGUUAACAAACAUUGAUUUUAUUUCUGAGAUCGAAAUAACACGAUAUGAAACGUGUUACUUUUUCCUUUCUUUUUAUUUAAAAUAUUUCUUCGUUUCCGUAUUCUAAGCGUGUUUUUUUUUUUUUACGAGAGAUUUUUCAUAAGAGAUUGAAUUGAAUUUUCAAAGUUGGUCUUAUUUUGCGCUCGAGAUAAUUGGACUUUCAUUCGUGAAACAUCCUGGUACGUCGUCGUCCAUAGGACGAUUACCACGCGAGAGUAGCACUAUAUCCUCGAACAUGAUAUAAUAAUUUAUUUUUCUACAGUUUCAGUCGCCGAGUUAUAAUAAAUAAUAAUAAUAAUAAAUCGUAACCGAAGAUGACUCGAGUACGUGAAAAAAAAAAAAAGGAAAAAAAAAAAGAAAAAAAGAAAAAGAAAAAAAAAGACGCGCACACGCGAGGGCGGGAAACACAAACGAGGAUUGUGUUGGGAUUUAAUCCUUUCGUCGGUUUAAUAAAUUAUUCAACACCCGAUUUGUAUAAUUCGCAACAAGUUUUUAAACUGGAUAGUUGAGAAGAAGAAGAAGAAAAAAUAAAUAAAUAAAAAGAAAAAAAAAGAAAAAAAAAAAAGUAAUUCGUACUGUGAUUUUUAAACGACAUUAUAUUACCGCAACCGAUCUAAAUUUUAAAUCCGAGAUAUUUUCAUUGCUUUUUUAUAUAACAGUCUUUUUCUAACGAUACGUCUUUUCGCGCGUCGUUACGAAAGGAUUAAACAGAGACACGAAUCAACGAAGGAUGAGAGAGAGAGAGAGAGAGAGAAAGAAACGAGAAAGAAACGGCCUAAGCGCGACAACAGUGGUCAGAUUGGACAGACCUAUAUAGCGACAAGGAGAGGGAGAACUAGAAAUAGGGGGAGGGCAGGGCAAUCAAAUCCGAAGGAAAAUCAUUUUUAAAAAUCCGUCAUUUAUAUUUUAGAAUCAACAAAGAUUUUUAGACAACACCCUCGGCUCGUUACACACUUUACUUUCUUCUUGAACUUUCAUUUUUUUCUCAUCUAAGAAGAACUGCUACUAGUGAAAUGAAACACGAUGAGUGAAAAAAAAAUUACACAACAACACGUAUCGUAUAAAUCGAUGUGUACAACUCUUCUCUCGAUGCGCAAGAAGGGAGAAGAAAAGGGAAAAGAAAAAGAAAAAGAAAAAAAAAAAAAAAAAAGAAAAAAAUUUUCUUUCCUUUCGGAGUCGUCGAGUAUAUUUGCUCGGGAAGAAACGAGAAGGAACGAGAAAAAGAAGAGGAAGAAGAGGAAGAAAGAAGGGAGGAAAGUUCGCUCGUUGAAUCUUUCUCCACUGUUCGCGUACUUCCAAUUGAUAUAUCGACGCGGUCCACGACAUGGAUCUCCGCACACAUACAUACGCAUAAUGGACGAAUUAUGGAAGAAGGGAAAAACGCGCAUGCGCAAACGUUUGCCGCGUCUGACGAGACGGAGAUAUUGUAAAGUAGCAAUAAAGGAGAAUCUCUUGUAAAUAUAUAAAGGAGAGGGGAGGAGGAGAAAAUGAAAAGGAUGGAUGAAAAGAGCGAAACGGGGAUUAAUAUAUCGUCCACGGUGGAGGGGAAAGUUCGGCGACCCGGCCGAAAUGCGUGUAUAGUCGUGUAAGAGGAAUUAUAUCACUGUAGAUAUCUUAGCACCUUAGAUGUGAGACUUCGAAGAGGGAACAUUCGUUGUAAACUUUCAAAAAAGUUAUAAACUUCUUCAGAUUAGGGAUACGCCGGGGAGGGGAGGGAAAUGGAAUCACGCGACUGUAAAAAAAUAAAAAUAAACGGCUUCUUCUUAGCCGAUGUGAAUCGGUUC
Molecule: messenger RNA, 8573 nt
Organism: Apis laboriosa (Himalayan honeybee)
Lineage: Eukaryota; Metazoa; Arthropoda; Insecta; Hymenoptera; Apidae
Gene: Ac3
Product: adenylate cyclase type 3
Exons: 9
Coding region: 1268-4264 (998 amino acids)
Biological process (GO): adenylate cyclase-activating G protein-coupled receptor signaling pathway; intracellular signal transduction; cAMP biosynthetic process
Molecular function (GO): adenylate cyclase activity
Source: RefSeq, a predicted model, not a curated record